GUUGGCGGCUGCGUCUGGCGGGCUGGGGCUCUCUGCGCCGUGCGGGUGCCGGGUCGGGAAGCCGCGCUGGUGUAGGGGCGAGAGGUCUCGGCUGUCCUCAGUCCGGCAGGAUGGGGCUGUGGAGGCUCUGGAGAAGCGAUGCCUCCGUGCUCGCUAUGUCAGCCCCGAGUGUCGCGUGUGGUGAGGGCUCUGGUGAGCGCCCGGCGCUGGCAGUGCUGAAGCGCCGCUGUGAGCGGUGCGAUGAGGGGCUGGUGAGGCGGGACUGGGUGUGCUCCUGCCAGCAGUGACUAAAGGCGCUCGGCAGAAUUGCAGUCAAAGCAUCUGGCGUACUUAGUGUCAGAGUUAGCAGGGAUUGCACAGCUCAGGUUAUUUGCAAACUCUGGAAGGAAAUUACACUAAUUUAGAGGCGUUUACAGUAUUUCAGCACUGAGAAGAAGUUUAUUCUUUAUUGAAAGAUGAGCCUACGAAGUCACUGCAGGUAACUUAGAAGAGAAGUGCUUCUGUUUCUCUUACUGGAUGAAAAUAACUUGGAAGCUGAUUUGCAGUGAAUUAUCAGUGAAGACACACAGCAUUUUCUGGAAUAUUGCAUGAUCUCAUAAUGAAGAUCUCUCUCCUGCAGCAGAUGUAUAAGGACGUCCUGGCAGGCAUUCCCCUAGCAAGGGAAAGCCAUCAUUAUUCCUCUUUAAUUAAUCUGUGUGUUGAGCAGCCACCAGAAGGAGAUGAAUCCUGUCAUCAGAAUCAUCUGCCAUCUACUGCUGGUGGUGUUAGGAGCCAUCAGGACACUGAUAUGUCAGAUGUCCCUGCAACAGAUGAUUUAUCAAACAGCUUUGCAAACAUGAGCUCCUCGUUCUGCCCACGAGAGGUGAUGCUGCUCCAGUUAACCUUGAUCAAGAUGAUGGUGGCGAAAGUAGAGUCCCAGGAAAUAGAACUCCACACAAGAAAGAAGUACUGUGAAAUCUUUGUUCUUCUGAAGGAGGCAAAAAUUGACUCAAAAUUGAUUCACCUGCUUGGUUGUAACGAUCGGCUGUUAUCUCACAUGGCCUCACAAACUUUAGCAUCUCUUGUGUAUUUCCAGCUGAAGGAAGAGGACGCCUUAAAUGUCACGUGGCUCAGCUUUAGCCUGAACACGCUGUUGGGAUUCCCCGGGAAUGCCCGGGUGGCCGAUUGCCUGUGGACUCUGGUGGCGAUUCUCAAGGAGACGCUGAAGGACGCGCUGGUCCCCAGAGCAGGUGUUCUGAAGAAGUUGUUGGCUCCUCUUGAUGCAGUGCUUGAGGGAUUUUAUAAUGCCAUCCUGCUCCAUCAUUUUGACAGUCACCACUACACUUCACCUUAUUCUGAAGCUACAAACAAUCUGAUCAGCUUUAUAGAUCUGCUUGAAGCACUUUUGGCUUCCAGAAUUGAAAUGGAAUUACCUCUCAGGUGCCAGAGAAUUUUGUUUUUGAAAGUUUCUUAUGUCCUCAACCUUAUUAGUUCAUCAAUUCCCUAUGUAAUCAAGAAGAAAUUAAUUUUGCUCCUUAAAAAAUGUGUCCUUUACAAGUCUAGAGAAGAUGCUAAAAGUGGAUCACUGUUUUUACAAACCCCAUCUUUAUGUGAGGAUAUACUUGCACUGAGUAACGCUAUUCUGCAGGUUGUGAAUUUGACUUGGCUUAAUCAGAUCCCACUCAGUGGAAAGUCCAGCUACUUUGGAAGCAGUGAAGCUGCUCCUGGAGAUGAUUCUCAAGGUGGUUCUGACCAAACUGUUCUCAGGGCCUUAAGUUUGGUUGUGCUUAAAGCACUGGAAUUCAAGAUUCACAACUCUGCAACAGAAGCAGAAAUGAAAGGAGACUUUGAGAGUUCCAUGUCCCAGCUGUUGAUGUUCUGGAGGAGUCAUGUAAAGCCUUCCCCACAGUCUCACCCAGUUGUGCAUCACUGUGAAUGGCUCUCCUUGGUUUUUAUGGAGCAGGAUGAUGACAUCUGGGAAGCUGCUAAAGUUUUAUUACUCAUCUAUUUAAAAUUUUAUAGGUUACGGUAUGAUGCUGCUGCUAACCUAAGCCAAAAAGAGGAGGAAUCCUGGAAGUUCCUUGUGCAUACAGGUGGAUAUAACCCACACUGUAUCUUUUUAUUCCUUCUGGAAAAGAUUGCAUUUGAUUCCACAGUACUCCUAGAUUUUCUGAUUUCAUCAGAAACUUGCUUUCUGGAGUACUUGGUCAGGUACUUAAAGCUUCUUGGGAAGGAGUGGCAUCAGUUUGUAGAUGUCUGUAACCAUUUCGAUACCAGGCACAGCACUUUCCACUCAGUUUGUUCUGUCAAGCCACCCCACCAAGAAAAGCAAAGCUGUGUGACUGGGGAGAGUUUGCAAAAUGCUGGUUGUGAACCAGAACCACAGACUCCGAUGUCUUUGGCUUCUUCUCACAAUUGCCCGGUGUUUACAGCACAGCAGGGCAGUAAUGAAGCUGCAGAGUGGAACCAGUCUGACUCAUUGACAGGCACUGAUAGCACGUCCCUGCUGGGUUCUCUUCAAAGCCUGGUUAAUUAUGACAGCUCAGAGGACUCGGAGGUGGAAUCAGAUGGAAAAGAGUGCUUGGUAAAUGCAAAACAAUUGCCUACAAACAAUGAGGGUGAGGUGAGGAGAAGGGAAACUGGUUGCAGCUGCAGAGAUGAUGACCGGAAUCCACGCACGUCUGAAGUGUUGCCUCUGAAACCGAAGGGAUCUUGUACCUCAUCCUGUUGGACUUGUAUGGCAUCUUCAGAUAAUAUUGCAUCCCUAAGAAUAAUGCUUUACAAAUCAACAAAGUGUUUGGAAGAGCUGCAAGAAGCUAUUUCUAGGUUGCAGAGAAGAAAUCUUUUCCCAUAUAAUCCAUCUGCGUUGUUGAAACUACUGAGCCACAUUGAGAAGAUGAGUAAAUCCAUGAAUCCACAAUAAUGCAAAGUGUUCUUGUGGGUUUUUUUAACAAGUUCACCAGGGAAUAUUUCCAUGAGAUUAAUGACUUCUAAAGCUCAUGCUUCUUGCAGUAGUCAGUUCAUUUAACCUCAGACAGGGUAAACAUGGGUUUGGUUGACACCCUAAAACUCUGGAAUUGCAUCCAGUGAUAUGAUCCGUGACCUGAGGGUCCUAGGCUUAUUCAUGAUAUGUAUGCCGACGUACAGUGUAUAAGGAUUAAUUGUUGGGUAUUCAACAUUUUAUAAUAAAUAACUCACGUGAAAGCAUUUCAAAAAUAUAUCAUACUUAAAGUAUUGUCAAUUGUAUCUAAUGUAAUUCUAUUUAUGAAUUCACUGCCACAUUGGUAGAGGUUUAUGGACUACAGGGCAAAGUUAAUGCAACACUUGACUGCUUAGAAGUUGGGCUAAAUAAAAUAAUAUAGUUGGGGGCAGUUUACUGUUUAUCCUGUGUGUUCUGCAUUGGUGCCUUGCUCAAAGUGGACCUUCAGGUGUCCAUAAUCCUUUAAUUAAAAGAAAAGGUAGAUGUGAAAUUAAAGCAUAUGUUAUCUAUGGAAAACUUUAGUCAAGAAUUAUAUUUUAAAUUAAGCUUAGGUAAUGCAGAAGUGAAAUUCCAACAGAUUUUUUUGCAUCUAUCAUGCAUUUCAUAUAAAUAUAGGAUGUAUACUUAAUAAAUGAAAAUCAGAAAGAGAAUUAGAAAGUAAGUGACUCCAGCAUAGUGAGAUGGAUAUUGAAGAUGUUAAAUUAUUAUACUUAUAUCUUUUAUUAGAUGUAAUUUGAAUAACCUGAAAAGUAAGCGUCUGAGAGUUUGCCUGGGGGAGUGAGUUCAGAGCAGGAUCCAAGGCAGCGUGUGCACUUAGCAGGAAAGCACCUGAUGCUGGUGCCACCACACACAACAGCUCUGAUUCUAGAGGUUUAAGGUUUAAUACAGUCUCAAAGAUUUGCCAGAAGGGCUUUCUCUACUGACAAAGUUUACUAAUACUGUAAACUGUCUUAUGUAAGUGCUUGGAAGCUCUCUUGAAAGCUCACACCCACUGUGUGGAUUCACUGUAAUUUAUUAUAUGAACUCAGCUGACUGGAAAAGAAAGAGGUACAUUUUGUGACAUUUUCUGAAAGAAGUGAAUUUUUCUUACUUUGAUGGAAUACCUUUUUUACUGAGAACUUAUACAUAAUUUCCAGUGAUAUGUAAAAUAAUUGAGUGAAAUACAUGUCUCCUUUAUCCAAUUAUAUUUAGUUAUAUUAUUAUAUUUAGCUAUAUUUAAUUGUCCAAUGAAUGAGUAGAUAUUAUGCUGCAAGUAAGGAAUAGUAACACUUAGAUUUUUUAAAUUUUUGUUUUCUCAUUGAGAUGUACAGACUCAAGUAUUUUUUGGUUUGAUUUUAUUUUUUUUUGCAGCAUUCAAAUUUAAGACACCUGAAGGGUAAGCACUAUGGAGGUGCAGAGAUAAUUGUAAGGUCAUUGGGCACUUUGAUCAAGGGAGUAUGAUUACCUUGUUAUUUACCACGGAAAUCUUUAAUCUUGCAAUAGUAUCCUACGUAGGCAGUGCCAGCCUAAUAAAUACUGCUCAAAAAGGAUGUAAAAACAUGUGUUCCCAGGUUUUUUUUGUAGCAGUCCGAUGUUUGCUCCGAUCAAACAAAUUUGGUUUUUGCAAUUUACUGUAACAGUGAAGAAACUGUGGUUUUAGGUAUAAGAAAGGUGUUGCUGCCAAUUACCCCUUCCAUUCCUGGCCCAGUAUCGGCCAAGUGAUGUAUGAAUCAACUUGCUCUGGGCUUUCUUAAUUGGCAGAGUGUUCCUAAAUCUUCUGCUUGGUUCACAGCAGUGGUUUGUUCAGAUGUGGGAAAGUUUGGAGAUCAUUUAAAGCAGCAGCCAAGCCAUAAUUCUUUCUGAAAUAACCUUUCAUGUUUAAUGUUUCUCUGGUGCAUCAGGUUACUGAAUACUGCUCCCAGCUUUAUGGAAGGACCAAAGACUUGCAAUAGCUGCAAGAUAUAAUACCUAAAAUU
This is a messenger RNA of Corvus hawaiiensis (hawaiian crow), 4914 nucleotides long. RefSeq names its product lines homolog 1 (gene LINS1). The record is from RefSeq and is a predicted model, not a curated record. Bases 599 to 2902 code for a protein of 767 amino acids. The transcript has 8 exons. NCBI's taxonomy places the organism in Eukaryota, Metazoa, Chordata, Aves, Passeriformes, Corvidae.